GGACUACAACUCCCAGCAGGCCCCAGGCGCGGACUACAACACCUCCCAGCAACCCCCACGCGCAGAGACGCCUGCUGUGUCUAUGAGACGCGGUGCUACCGUGGGCGCUACUGGGAGUUGUAGUUCGCGCUGGCGGCCUUAUGACCGGAAGUUAAUCAGUGUCUGGAGCAACAAGACUUCCAGUCCCAGCAUGCAGCGCGGCUCCUCCGUGACCGCUGUCUGAUUACCGGGGAUACAAGAUGCGGGGCUCUCGCAGUGCUGUGAAGGCUAUGUGGAGACGUUGAUGGAUCAGGUGGACACGGGGGCCGAGCAGAAUGGCGGAGGGCCGGGAUGACGGAGACUUCGACCUCGACCUCUUCUUUUUUGGCGCCGAGACCCCCGCCGUGCAGUCUGACAUCGUGUCGAUGCUGGAGCGCGGAGCGGAGCCGUGUCCAGGGGCGGAGCCGGCAGUCGCGAAGGGCGGAGUCGUGGCAAGCGGCCUUUGUGGUGGCCCCGCGGUGAGCUCCACUCAGACUCUUGCUCCAGUCCGUUCCAUGGCCCAGGAGCUCCAGCUGAUAAACAGCGAGCUGUCGUCCUGCUAUCCCAGAGAGCCCAGCUGGCCGGCGUGCGGCCCCAGCACCCUUCAGAUCACCCUGUCCAGGAGCUCUCCAGAAAAGGUGGUCCAGUCGGAACAGAGUCCCAGCGACAUCUCCAGCAUCAUCGCGCAUCUCCGGAGCCUGGCUAGCGAGACCUCGGAAAGCUUUGCCAUGCCGGAGCCUGUCCAUACGGACAAGAGUGACGCCGGUGCAGACGCCGGGACAGAAACCCCGCCGCUCUCCGCCAAACCGGACGGGACCGCCGAGUGUAACGCAGACGCGGCAGCCGCUUCGGCCCGCUAUCUGGACAAGCAGCUGGACUUACAGGGGAUCUUGGGGAGCGAGGCUGGCCAGCUCUCCGUUAUCGAUGGGGACGCAGCUCAUAAGGGGAAGUCGGCAGCAAAAACGUAUAUUUGUUCUUACUGUGGGAAGAGCUGUCCGUGCCGCUCCGCGUUCGUCCGGCACCAGCGGAUCCACACGGGGGAGAAGCCGUACCACUGCACCGAGUGCGGCAAGAGCUUUAUCCAGAGCUCGGAUUAUAACAAUCACGUGAGGUCGCACACCGGCGAAAAGCCGUACUCCUGCCCCGAGUGCGGCAAGAACUUCAGCCGCAGCACCUACCUCGUCACUCACACCAGAACGCACACCAAGGAGAAGCCGUACCUGUGCACGGUGUGCGGCAAAAGCUUCGUGCAGCAUUCCCACCUGGCGCUGCAUCUCCGGAUCCACAGCGGGGAGAAGCCCUACAUCUGCAUUGAGUGCGGAAACUGCUUCAGCCGAAGCUCCACUCUGGUCAAACACAAGAAAUCCCACAGGAGGAAAACCUUCCACGUCUACAAGCAAAAGAACGAGGAACACGUCCAGUGCAACUUCACGCAGAACAACCCUCCCGCGUGGGGGGCGCUGAUCGGCGAGAAGGAAGCCCGCCCCGCCAGUCUCAGCAUACAGGGGGUGAAAACCGAGGCCGACGAAGAACCCGAGUAUCUUCAGCAAGCAGAGGGCGGCGGCAGACGCUUCAAGGGCGAGAAGAUCGCCCGCAAACCCAUACGCACUACCCUGGGAAAGUACCUCGUCUACGAGAAGUGCCAGAACGCCGGCCUCGUAGCCCACAAAAGGAAGUGUCUGUGGAAGAAGAAGCCUCAGAAGCCGGACGAGAGUCCCAGGAGCCAAAAGACAUCCAGCCGUCCUGGCGACCGCGGUUCGAGUCCGGUGGGGAUGAUGGACGGUCCUAGAAAGGAGUGUCCUGAGAGUGUGAGUGAGAGCGCCGAGACCCCCACUUCACCCUCCGGACGUGAAGCGGCUGAGAAGGAUAUCCGUGGGGCGGAGGAAGCGCGUCCGCCGCGCCAAGACGCCGACAGUAACUGCGCCGAAGCCAACAAAACAAGCGUGAGAGGGACCCCGAGCUUCCGGGGACCCGGCAGCGCCGACGUCACCGGAACCCUCGACCCCCUGCAGGGAAAACCGAAAUCGGCCUACGUCUGCAACUACUGCGGCAAGAGCUGCCCCUGCCGGUCGGCGUUUCUCCGUCACCAAAGGAUCCACACCGGCGAAAAGCCCUAUUCCUGCUCGCAGUGCGGAAAGAGCUUCAUCCAGAGCUCCGACUACAACAACCACCUGCGGUCGCACACGGGGGAGAAGCCGUACGCCUGCGGCGAGUGCGGGAAGCGCUUCAGCCGAAGCACCUACCUAAUGACACACACCAGGAUCCACACCAACGAGAAGCCGUACGGCUGCGCCGUGUGCGGCAAGAACUUCGUGCAGCACUCGCACCUCACCAUCCACCUGCGCAUCCACAGCGGAGAGAAGCCCUACGCCUGCUCCAGCUGCGGCAAAAAGUUCAGCCGCAGCUCCACGCUCGUUAAGCACCAGCAAUCGCACGAGAAGAAGCUGCCGGCCGCCGAGACCACGCCAGAGUCUGGCACCGGGAACCCGGGCCGGGCGCUCGGACUCAAAUCUGAGCCUCGGAACUGA
Molecule: messenger RNA, 2546 nt
Organism: Spea bombifrons (plains spadefoot toad)
Lineage: Eukaryota; Metazoa; Chordata; Amphibia; Anura; Pelobatidae
Product: zinc finger protein 250-like
Exons: 4
Coding region: 315-2546 (743 amino acids)
Biological process (GO): regulation of transcription by RNA polymerase II
Molecular function (GO): RNA polymerase II cis-regulatory region sequence-specific DNA binding; DNA-binding transcription factor activity, RNA polymerase II-specific
Source: RefSeq, a predicted model, not a curated record